CUACCAGCUGCCCUAGGCGCUCCGGAGCCUGCCCAUUCGCGGUGUAUUCUGGGGAAUGUGGUUUGGUUCACCCCGCCCACCUUCUCCCCCCAACCACCGCUGGCUGGCCUCGUACUUCAGCUGGCUGGCCGAGCUUUUGCCGAGAAAGUGCCAACCCUGAAAGGCGUUCAGACCCCCUAAGGCCCAGGCUUGGGCCCUCAGAGGGUGCGUGCUGGAGAGGCCCAGCUGCUUGGCAGGGCUGCUUUUCCUGGGAGCACACAUCACUGAAGUUUUGAUGACAUUUUAGAACCUGCCCUCUUCGUUGAGCAGAACACGGUACAAGCACGUGAAGGUAGUUGGAGUCCCCUAGGAAUGGAUAAAUUCGUCAUUCGAACACCCAGAAUCCAAAAUAGUCCUCAGAAGAAAGAUCCUGGAGGAAAGAUUUACAAGCAGGCCACCAUUGAAUCUCUGAAGAGAGUUGUGGUUAUAGAAGACAUAAAAAGAUGGAAAACUAUGUUGGAGCUUCCUGAUCAAAGCAAAGAGAAUCUAGUUAAAGUCUUACAAGAAUUAAAGAAGAAAAUACCUUCCAGAGAAGUGUUAAAGUCAACAAAGAUAGGUCAUGCUGUGAACAAGAUGCGUCAACACUCAGAUUCAGAAGUGGCUUGUCUUGCCAGAGAAGUUUACACUGAGUGGAGAACUUUCAUAGAAAAACAUGUCAAUAGACCUUCCAUAGAAGUCCGAAGUGAUGCCAGAACUGAAUCAUUUAGGAAAAAUGCCCAGAAAUUACUCUCAGAAGCCUUGGAAUUAGAGAUGGAUCACCUACUGGUUGAAAAUAUUGAACGGGAAACGUUUCAUCUCUGCUCCCGCCUCAUUAAUGGGCCAUACCGGCGGACGGUGAGAGCCCUGGUCUUCACAUUAAAGCAUCGAGCUGAAAUCCGGGAGCAGGUGAAGAACGGCAUGCUGCCAGUCGGCACGUUUGUACAGACCCACAAAAAGUGACCUGAGGGUGGUUCCAACACUGGGCUGGGCAGAAAGGAAAAUGGGCCUCUCUCUGCCAUUCAAAGAUUCUUUUGAGUUUGGGCGACGGUUGAUGCUGGCUGUGCUAAAUUUUCCCAUGGUGCCAUUCCUUCAGACAGAGGAUGCAGAGCCCUGGAGACAGGCCUGCAGGAAAUGCUUCAUUAGCUGGAGUGCGCUGGGGCUGCCUAACAGGACGAGCGCUCGCUGUCACUGGGAAGCGCAGUACGGUUGCCGUCACCCAACACAGUGAAAGGGUGAUGGAUUUCACUGUGAGCAUGCCAAGGACACCUCUAAACUUCCCCCGCGUCAGGCAGGUGAAGUUACUGCUUUAUUUCACCACCCUGCAGGUAACUGAGACUCAAUUACCGCGGCUGCUCACUCGGUUCCGUCCCCCCGAGUUUAGAUAGCUCCAGCGCCUCUCAGAACUCCCCGUCUGUUCUCUUUGCUCUGCCCCAGGGGUGAGCCUGCUGGAGCCGCCCGCUACCCCUUCCUCCCAGGACCGACUUAUCUGAACAUUUCAGCUCUCCCUGGAAGACCUUCCACGCAUUGGUCUCCAGAGCCCCCCUGCUGGGGUUUCUAAUGAGGAGCUGGCCUGAAGCAUGCCCACUCCUUAGAGUUUAUUUGAAUAUGCUGGCUGCCUCGGUUUAGGGCUCUGUAGAAGACACAUAAUGAAAUUGCUCUUGAAAUGAAUUACUGUAAGAGGAAAAACUAUAUACAUAUGUUUUUUAAAACAAAAUACCUGUAUAUAGGCUUGCUUAAACAAUUAUGGAAAUGAUACUUGCUUUUUUAAAAAAAAAUAAUAAACUGGGACUUUUUUCCCCUAAAGCCAAA
Cervus elaphus (red deer) is the source of this 1827-nucleotide messenger RNA. RefSeq names its product transcription elongation factor A N-terminal and central domain containing 2 (gene TCEANC2). Gene Ontology annotation, biological process: DNA-templated transcription. NCBI's taxonomy places the organism in Eukaryota, Metazoa, Chordata, Mammalia, Artiodactyla, Cervidae. Bases 352 to 978 code for a protein of 208 amino acids. Gene Ontology annotation, cellular component: nucleus. The record is from RefSeq and is a predicted model, not a curated record. The transcript is spliced from 5 exons.